CAAGAUAUAAAUCAAAUAUCUCAAAAAAGAAAAAAGGAAACAAUAGUCCAUUUUAUUUUGAAAUUCAGUCGGAAAUUAAGUUUCAGGGUUUUUAAAAAUUUCAAAUUUUAGUUUCAGUAUUGGUAAAAUCAGCCUACUGAUACCAUGAACCUGAAUCCUAAUACUUUUUCUUAUGAAACUACGUCAACCUUUUUCAUUUCCAGUUAGUUUAAUACAUUAGAAAAAUGAAUAUGUUGAAAUGAUUUCCUAAAGGUAGUGCUCAGAGAAACCUGUUUGGAGCUGGAGAUGAUAAUUGGCAAAAUAGAGGUGGUCAGACUAAUCCACGUGUGACUUUUCAAGAUCAAGGAAACAAUCCUUAUAAAUGGUCUUCACAUCAAGGAUUAGGGAAUAAGAGCAGAGUGGAUAACCUACAAACUCCAUCUAUUGAUGUUAUAAGUAAUUUACCUAAAGAAAUGGAAACAUGGGAGAAAUCUAAAAUGUGGCAAUUUUCCUGCUUUUCUUUAGAAAAUAGUACACCUUGUCUACCAGAUUUGUAUGACAUAUCAUUUGAAGAACUACGUACUGAUGCUUAUCAUGCUAUAAAGAAUGGAAACAUACAGUCCUAUGUAGAAAAGAUAAAAAAGCUGGAGGAUGAGUUUGCAGGCAAAAGAAGACAUCUAAAGCACAUGACAAUGGAGACUAAACAAAAACUGAUAACAUUUCUGGAUGACGUAAGACGUGGCAUUACACACAAAAUUUCUGAUCCAGUUCAAACCAUAUUUGGGCAGAGCAGAAUAACAGAUUCAAAUAGCUCUGGGCAACUUGGAGGUACAAAUAACAGCACAGGAGUAUUUGGUGCAUCAGUGUUUGGCUCAACCAACUCUGGGCCUGGUACUUUUGGAACAUCGGCUGGUACUUUUGGAACAUCGGCUGGUACUUUUGGAACAUCGGCUGGUACUUUUGGAAGAACCAGCCAGCCAGCAGUCAGCACUCCUAGUACAAAUACUUCUUUAUUUGGAGGCAGUGAUCCAAGCAAUUCCUCUUUUAAUAGUUUUGCUAGUUCUAAUUCAUUGCCAAGCUAUUUUUCUAAGCAGAUAACUGGAGUUAGUUCAGGUAGUCCAACCCAUCAAGUUCAUGAUAAUUCACAAAGUAACAUCUUUGGAGGAAAUCAAAGUGGAUUAUUUGGCAAUGAAAGGAAUUCUUCAAGCAACAAUCCUAUUGGAUCUUUCUCUAACAGUCAAGUAUCCUCACCAAGCAGUUGGUUAGGGAAACCCCAGCCAGGAGUGCCCUCUAUCAACCUCCCUUCUGAUCUCUUUGGAAAGAGUGCACAGUCUACACCUGUUUUUGGUUCAGCCUCAACCAAUCAAGCCUCCGUUUUUAAUACAAGCAUAUCACAAGUGCAGGCAUCACAAGCAACCAAUUUGUUUGGAAAACCAUCCACACAAAAUGUGUUUAACAAUCCCAUUCCAAGCAUGGGAAAGCAAAAUUAUCAAGCUUCAAUAAGCUCUAACACAAGCAGUAAUACCUCAAAACUUUUUACACCUUUGACUGAUUUGACGGAUUUAGAAAAAGAAGCAUUUAAUGCCAAAGCUUUUCAGAUUGGAAAAAUACCAUUGCGUCCUCCUCCUCAAGAAUUACUUAAUUUGUAAUUAUUUUCUUAUUUGCUUGAAAUAAAAGUUCUUAAAUAGAUAUA
This is a messenger RNA of Physella acuta, 1672 nucleotides long. RefSeq names its product nucleoporin NUP42. The record is from RefSeq and is a predicted model, not a curated record. Lineage: Eukaryota; Metazoa; Mollusca; Gastropoda; Physidae.